This is a messenger RNA of Vespa velutina, 2163 nucleotides long. RefSeq lists its product as uncharacterized. The transcript is spliced from 11 exons. NCBI's taxonomy places the organism in Eukaryota, Metazoa, Arthropoda, Insecta, Hymenoptera, Vespidae. The record is from RefSeq and is a predicted model, not a curated record. The coding region runs from base 210 to 1595 and encodes 461 amino acids.
UUGGGUUUCGUAUAUAGAAUAAAUACAAUGUUCGUAUAUACUUAUUAAUCAUUCGAUAUUUAAUGCCUUGGUUGUGUACGUAACUCAAGAAAGGGAAAUAAGUGUGCUUGUAAUUUAUUUAUCAACAAAAAUUUUUGUUAAAUUCAUUAAGUGAAUAAUUUAGAUGUUAUAUAUCACAGUAGAAAAUAUUCCUAUGAGAUGUUUUAAUUAUGAUAUUUCGCAUAUUAUUCAUUAUCUUUAUAUAUUCGAGUAACAUUUUCAUGAUUAAAACAGGCAAUGAUAACAUGUAUUGCCGUGAGAAGGAUAGAUUGAUUACUUCCGACGAUAGUGAUGAAUAUUUGCUUGCAAGUGCUGAAAUUGAUACGAUGGUAAAGUUAUUGUGCCGAUAUUGUAAUGAUAAUGAAGAAACACAACCCAAAAUAUGGUAUUAUCAAGAUCGGUUGCAAACUUUACCAGAAAGAGAAGUACAGUUAGGGAUGGACAACAAUGUAUCAUAUAAUAGAAUUUAUGUAACAUUAGGUCUUUCAUUAGUGAUAAAAAAUAUCAAAAAGACAGAUGCAGGAAUUUAUCGGUGUCAUGGUCAAGAAGGGCAAGAGGAAGAAUACAAAUUUAACUACAGAAUAGAACCAAUAUUUAAAGAUCAAAAUGAUACAUUUAUAGAAACAGGAAACAUUACUAAUUGGGAAGAGUAUCGUGUAAUAAAUUUACUAUCUGUGACUACACGCUUUGCUGUAUCUAAAAUGCUUGAUCUUGUCUAUCUACGACAAGAAGGCAUCAUUCUAGAAGUAAUUUCUGAAUGGGGACCAUGGAGUCCAUGUGAAAAAUGUAUACAUAAUCGAGGAAUUAAAACCCGUAGAGGAUAUUGUAGAUUGAAGCGUCAAUUUGAUAAAAGCAUUAUAUUGGAUCAUACUUCUCUAAUCGUAAAGUUUUUUAAUAAGACCUCUAUGCUUCCAUGCAAAUCCAUACUUCUUCAAGAAGAAUUUCCUAUUGUCAGUAGUGCUGUAAAAUAUUUGCCGGAAUUUGUUUUGGAAGAGGCGUGUAAGAAUUGUACAAAAGUAAAGAAAAAGAAAAAAGGGAAAAAAUUUAAAUAUAGAAAGCAGUAUGUGUUCUCAGAGGGCGCUCAUUUUGCUAUUUCGUGUCCGGAAUCAGACCUGCAAUCGCAAAUAGUUUGGAAAAAAGACUCCAUUAUUUUGAAGCAAGGUUUAAGUCGAUCGUUUCAUAAAACAGAUGCUGAAGCUCGAAUGAUGGUUGACACAUUUUCAACACUUUACAUAAUUGACAUUACGAAAGACGAGGAAGGCAAUUAUACAUGUUACGUCGAUAACGUCAAUAUGAUGCAAAUGAAGAUCAUUGUUGUUCUUAAAUCGAGAUUUUGGACAUUAGUAUUUUUGCGUCACAUGGGUUAUCUUGGAUUCAUAUUAUUAUUAACUUCAUUUUGUUAUUGUACCGGUCUGAUUAUAACGUGUAGACGAAAGGAUACCUUUAAAGUAAUGUUUCCUGAGAAGAAGGACAUGCAAAGAAAAAUACAAUAUAAUGGAAAAGAAAAAAUAGAAGAAGAAAGUGACCCUACAAUAUGCGUGGGAAAUGAAAAAUAAAAUAAAUUUUUUUGAAACAAACGUAUAUCAUGUUUGCUCAUUAUUUUAUAAAGGGAAGGAUGAUGAUCGUCACUUAAUAGAAUGCUUUGAACGCAUCGCGAUAACGGAAAAUUGUUGUUUCAUAAUUAUAGACAUUCUUUUCAAGCCAACGAUCGAUGAUUCGUCUGAAGAAAGUAAUUAUCGUCGGCGCACGAUUCUUUUUCAUUGAUACAUAUACAUAACAUAUACAUGUACAUAUACAUAUACAUAUACAUAUACAUAUACAUAUACAUAAACAUAAACAUAUACAUAUACAUAUACAUAUACAUAUACAUAUACAUAUCAUAUACAUAUACAUAUAUACUUAUGGUGUACGGCCUUAAAGCUAAGCGAAGAACUCAAGAGUCAAGUGAAAGGAAAGAGACUGCGUUAUACGCGUAGCCCUCUCUGAACGAUCGACAGAAUGGAUUUAAGGAUGUGCAUCGUCGUAUUUUUGUCAAUUUUAUACUUCAAUCUACCUCCAGCAACGAUUGGUGAGUCGAACUAUAUGGUUCGUACUUACGGCCUGCAAUACCACAAACUGGCACGA